AUGGAGCUCGAGCACUCGGACUCGGUCAACGACAUGCUUGCCGAGACGGCCUUUCCAGGGGGCAUGGACGACCUCGCGACUUUGGUGAUGCUCUUUGGGCGCAACCGGUUUGGCGCCAUUCGCCACCGCGUCAAUGACGACGGCGUCGACGACGACGACCUCGCCGCCACCAACAAGGAGGGCCAUACGAUCCUGUCGCUGGCCGCCAAGUUUGGCCGCCUCGACCUCGUGCGCCUCGUCGUUGAGAACACGCGCUUCUCGGUCAUUCCCAACUAUGUGUGGGCGCCGAUCGCGGCGGCCGUCGAGCAUGACCGCCUGCCCGUGGUCCAGUACCUGUUUGCCAGCGUUCCUGGCGCCAAGGACGCAACGUCACCCUCGACAGGCGACUCGCUUCUGCACAUUGCGAUUCAGCACUUUUCCCAUGACGUUUUACGCUGGCUCUUGGACUCUUGCCCGACCAAGACCAUGGUCAACUUGCACGGCGAGACGCUACUUCAUGCCGCUGUGCGGCUCAACAAUGGCGCGGCCUUGAAUUGGCUCGAUGCGAGCGAGUGGCAGGUCGACGCGCAGACAGCGGAUGGCAGCACUGCACUGCACAUCGCUAUCCAGCAUAUUGAGAACGAAGACAGUUUGGCGUCGAUGCUGCAGCUCUUACUGUCGCAAAAUGCGUCGGUCCACGUCCCCAAUCACGCCGGCGUGCGGCCCAUCGAUUUGGCGUCGCGCAGUGCCCGUAUUAGCCGCCUCCUGCGCUCGGAGCCAGUCUUUCGCCGCGACUUCGCACUGCACUGCAUGGUCCGCAACGGCAAUGUCAAUUACGUCACUGGCUGGCUUGUCGAGAUGCACACCAAGUGGCCCGAGCCCGACUCGUACGGACAAGCGAUCGCCAAUGCCCUUAGCGCCACCGACAUGGAUGGCCGCACGAUGCUCAUGUACGCCGCCAUGGACUUUAACGCGCGGGACGGCCAAGCGCAGCUUUUGGAACUCCUAUUGCCGCUGAGUGACCCGGCGUCGCUCCAGCUCCGGGACCACGAAGACAAGAACGUCGUCGACUACCUCGUGGCCUCGGGCGUCACGUGCAUUGAAAAUGCCGAAAAUUGGUCCAACACCAAGCUCGUGCAACUCGUCCAUGCGGUGUGCCACCGUGGGCAGCUACCAUACCCGAUGCGCUUGACGCAAGGACUCCAGUCGGGCACGACGCCGACGCAGUGCCCCGCGCUCUGCAAGUGGUUUCAUCACUCGUCGAAAAGCACGAGUCUCACCAAACUGGCGGCCGACGGGCGCUGGGACGAGCUGCAGCAGCGACUCGGCGCGACCUCCGAUUUUCCCGGCAUCAACGAGGUCGAUGUCAAGGGCUACUCGGUGUUGCACCACGUGUGUGCGCUUGGCGACAAGAAGACGUUCAAGCUACUGCUCCAGCAAACGCACUUGGACCUGGACUUGCCAACUUCCAAGGAGAGCAAGACGGCGCUGGUUCUGGCCGCCGACAACGGCUUCCACCGGAUCGUCCGCGCGCUCCUCCACGCCGGUGCCAACCCCAACGUCAACUACGCUCUAAACGGAGCAGCGCUAGCGGCCCGCCAUGCGACCGCGUCGGCCAGCUACAAGCUUAUCUACGACGUGUGGCAAGUGGCUCAAGAGUACCCGCACUUUCACCUUGUCCAUGUGCCCAACGUGGAUACCGUCUUGAAGCAUCUUCACCACAAGCAGACGGCGAUGCAUGUCGCGAUGCUAAAGCCGCAGCCACUCAAAGUCCUCGACGAACUCUGCAACGACGCGAUCGACCUCGACAAGCAAGACGUGGAUGGCGAGACGGCCCUUAUGGUGGCCGCGCGGCUCGGGCACAAGACCAACCUCGAGUACCUCUUGCGCCAAGACGUCGAUAUGGAUCUUUGCAACCACGCCGGUGAGACAGCGCUCAUGCUCGCGGCCCUGGCUGGGCAUCUCCAUAUCGUCCACGUCCUCCUCGCCAAGCUCGCCGAUAUGGACAUCCUCAACAAGAACGGCCAGCACGUGGUGACCUUGGUGCAGAAUGAGAUUGCAAUCCACGGCGCGACGCCCGACAGCCGGUCGACGCAGCUCGGUCAGAUCCUCACCGUGCUCCUGAAAGAAGCGCACACGCGGGAAAACUCGCCCGAGUACCGGGACAAGGUCGCCCGCCGCCUCGUGAUUCUCUCGACCGACGACGCGUUUCGGACGGACGGCUUUGCGAAAGCGCUCACUUGCAACGCCACCCUUGGCCAAGUCUUUCUCAACGACUGCGUGCGCGUCGACCGCCACGAAGUGUCUUUUACAAAGCUCGAAGCGGUGUACGGCGCGCGCGCCAAUCAGAGCGCGCUCCACGCGAUCGUGAAUUUGGAUCUGCCCAACGCCGAGCUCACGUUUAUGGCCAAGAAAGCGUGCCUCGAACACGUGGCCUUUCGCCGCCUCUUGCAGAUCAAGUGGGAACUAUUUGCGCAGCGCAAGUACAUUGAGCAGCUGCUCAUGCACCUCCUGCUUCUCUUCACCAACACGACGUCGUCGCUGCUGAUUGACAACGUGGACGAUGCCAAGGCGCCGUCCUUCGCGUACCGCUGGUAUGUGUUUUACGGUGGAAUUGCGGCCGUUGUGUUUGUGGCCGUCGGCUGCGUCGUCGUCCAGGCGCUGCGCCCCCGCCUCUUUUGGCGGCUCGCGCGCUGUCUCUACGAUGGCUCGCUCGUUCUCGACGCCAGCGUCAAGAUCCCGGACCUCGCUGGCAAGAAGAAGCUCGUGCGCCGUCUUCUUGUCGCCGUCACCAUCACGGUGACGCUGGCGGUGAUCACACCCAUGUACAUACUGGCGACGCGCCACAAAAAGACGCUGCCGACUUGGUUUGCUCCGUCCAACAACCUCGUGCUGUGGGCGACAGCGCUCUACUUUGCAAUCAACGAAGCCCGCGAGAUGCGCGUGGGGUACCGCAAGUACUUGUCGUCGCACACCAACAAGGUCCAGCUGGUCAUCUACCUCCUCAUCCUCAUCGUCAUGGUCCCGAUGAAGUUCAACUACCUUCCGUCGCCGUUUGCGCUCGAAGUCAUGGUCGGUGGCCUCAUCUCGCUUGCGCUCUGGGUCCUCUCACUGCAGUUUUUGGAGGUCGUGCACUCGGCGAGCUUUCUGCUGCCGAUGAUGGCCGAUCUCUUUGGCGACAUUUGGAACUUCUUCAUUGUCUUCAACGUCUUCCAGCUCGGCCUCACGAUCACGUUUUACCAGCUCUUUAGCAAACACGAGUUUGACCCAGAGCACCACGAGUUCUUUACGCUGCAGAGCAGCUUCAUCACAACCUUCUUUGUCGCGUUUGGCCAAGCCCCGACAUCGGCACUGGAAGCGUUCAGCGACGCGGAGAAGGUGCUGUACACGUGCGCAGCGGUCCUCAUGAUGCUCCACUCGGCCGUCGUCGUCAUCAUCCUCCUCAAUACGCUCAUUGCGAUGAUGAACAAGACGGUCGACGGCGGCCUCGAGAAGGCCAAGACGCAGGCGCUGAUCAGUUAUGCGCAGUGCAUCCUUCGCAUCGAAGAGGCGCGCGGCCUUGACGAGAACGAGACGUUCAACCUUUUGCAUCUCGGUGAUGCGACGCCCGUGAACGAGUCUUCACCGCUCGCCAAGCCAACAGCUACCGAUCUGUGGCUCAACCCAAUGUUCUCCGAGCCCAUCUCCAAGGUCGAGCUUGGCCUCAGCGCCGAGCAAAACGCAGCGCUCGUGCAGAGUGCGACGGACCGCGCGGCGUGGGCGACGCUGCUGGCCUCGGUCGACGCGACGAUCACGGAGCAGCUCGACUAUGUGCACACGGGGCUACUCCAUGUGGGGCAUUUUACAUCCAUGGACGUCACGACGGCCUUGCGCGCUGAGCUCGGGCUGCUUGGGAGCACGCGCCAGCAGCUGCACGCUAUCGUCGACGAAGCGCGCCGGAGCCGCGGCGUCUAUCGCACUCAAGUGCUUGAGAAGCUGCACGCGCACGUCAAACGGCGCCUUCACAAGCUGGAAAACCACGUGCAGCGCGUCGCCAACGUCUCUGUAUCGUCUUGUACCAGCUGA
Molecule: messenger RNA, 4044 nt
Organism: Saprolegnia parasitica CBS 223.65
Lineage: Eukaryota; Oomycota; Saprolegniomycetes; Saprolegniales; Saprolegniaceae
Exons: 19
Coding region: 1-4044 (1347 amino acids)
Molecular function (GO): protein binding
Source: RefSeq, a predicted model, not a curated record